Molecule: messenger RNA, 1310 nt
Organism: Ceutorhynchus assimilis (cabbage seed weevil)
Lineage: Eukaryota; Metazoa; Arthropoda; Insecta; Coleoptera; Curculionidae
Source: the annotation of a GenBank genome assembly
AAAACACAGACAAAUUUCAUUCCUGUCGUCAUAAAGGCCUGUCAGUGUCAUGCGAGUACAAGUUCUAUUGUGCGUUACAGAAGGAUUUUUGCCAAAAUUCCAAUUAAAUUCCUUGUGUCCCUAUUUAGCUUCGCUUUAAAAUCGUAUUUUUAGUUAGUAUUUCAAAUUUUCUUUAGUUUACCUCCACAAAAUGUCCACUCCGGCCCGUCGACGCCUCAUGAGAGAUUUCAAAAGAUUACAAGAAGACCCACCAACCGGUGUCAGUGGCGCACCCACUGAUAACAACAUAAUGAUAUGGAACGCCGUGAUAUUUGGUCCGCACGACACACCAUUCGAAGACGGCACUUUUAAAUUAACCAUCGAAUUCACCGAAGAAUACCCCAACAAACCGCCAACGGUGCGAUUCGUUAGCCAUAUGUUUCACCCCAACGUUUACGCCGACGGCGGAAUAUGUUUAGAUAUAUUACAGAAUAGGUGGAGUCCCACCUACGACGUUUCUGCUAUUUUAACCUCAAUUCAGUCAUUACUUAGUGAUCCAAAUCCCAAUUCUCCGGCGAACUCAAUGGCGGCACAACUCUACAAAGAAAACAGACGAGAGUACGAGAAGAGAGUGAAAGCGUGCGUAGAGCAAAGUUUUAUUGACUAAAACCUGUGAGACCGGGUCAAAAAAAAAAAAAAGAUAUAAAAUUUAAAAAAAUACAUGCUUCAAACUUAUCAAGGCUACAAAUUAUUUGUUGUUUAAUUUGCAUAGGCGAUAAUUUGUUUAAAUAAAAUUGUAUUAGGGAUUUUUUUUUUUGUUUGUAAUUAUUAUUUAAUUUGUGUGAGACGGGGCAACUGUAUGAGCUUUUUCUCUAUUUAAUUUGUCGCUUGUAUUUAUUGGUUUAAUAGAGCACUGUUAUUAGAAUUUUUGUCACACGUGUUAGUUUUCAUCUUCCAUCAAUGUAUAUAGUGGCGCCUUUUUGAAACUAAGUCUGCGUAAAAGCUCAUACGUUUCUGUCAAAAAAAAAAGUGGGUAGUAGAAAUAAUUAAUUUCAACUUUUUACAAUAGCUCAGUUUCAACAGACAUGAGAACCGUUUUAGAACCAGUAACUUCCAGUUGCCCACUCAAUAAGCCGAGGUUUAUCCUAAUUGAUCGACUGGAAAUUACCAUUCAAAAAAGGUUCUAAUGUUUGUUGGAACAGAGAUAAUAAUUACAGUGUUGAAUUGUGUUUUCUGUGUAUUUUUCUGAACCAAGCUCUUUACUAAAAAUACAGAUAUGUGUUACUAUAAUAUAAAAAGGAAAAAAAUCAUUACACUUAAUAAAUUAUUAA